UGUUGAGUAUGUCUCGGCUGUGAUCCGGAUAAGGCAAAAAGUAUCUGGUGACAGUCGUAAAAUGUCUCUUAAUGCAUAAAGCAAUAACUGAUUUAAGUCUAAGGACGUUAGUUUGGACUUCAUAGGAAAGCGCGCGUUCGCGUAUGCACAAAGGUAUUCAAAUAUUCAGUGAGCAGAACGAAAGCAUCCAAUGUGUACGAGCUGACUCCGAGCUCGUUUGACAACAUGGUGAACAAGAGCAAGUACACGUGGAUCGUGCAGUUUUACUCCCCAAAUUGCAUCUACUGCAAGAGAUUCGAACCCGAGUACGAGCUGACAGCGGAUAAAUUGCAGAACACGAACAUAAAAGUGGGCCGUGUGGAUGCCGUGCAAUACGACGAUUUCAGCGCGAGGUACAACAUCAACAGUUAUCCGACGAUCAAGCUCUUCCAUCCAGGAAGCUUCGUCCCGGAGGACUACCACGGACCACGAAAAUCCAAUAACAUCAUCGAGGCUGCCAUCAAUUAUGCCCAAAACAAAAGUCGAAGGGAGUACAAUGAGCCGGAUGUCUUCGAACCUGUG
This is a messenger RNA of Nicrophorus vespilloides, 561 nucleotides long. Its product is annotated as protein disulfide-isomerase A4-like. Gene Ontology annotation, cellular component: endoplasmic reticulum lumen. The annotation marks the transcript as partial. NCBI's taxonomy places the organism in Eukaryota, Metazoa, Arthropoda, Insecta, Coleoptera, Silphidae. Gene Ontology annotation, molecular function: protein disulfide isomerase activity; protein-disulfide reductase activity. The record is from RefSeq and is a predicted model, not a curated record. The transcript is spliced from 2 exons. Gene Ontology annotation, biological process: response to endoplasmic reticulum stress.